This is a messenger RNA of Rotaria socialis, 1002 nucleotides long. The record is from the annotation of a GenBank genome assembly. Lineage: Eukaryota; Metazoa; Rotifera; Eurotatoria; Philodinida; Philodinidae.
AUGGUUGCGAAUUUAUGUCUAGUUUUGCUUCUUGCUUUAUUGUUCUGCGCAAUAACCAAUGCACUGCCUCCUAAACGUUACCGUCGGCAAACUGGCGAUUUUGCAAAAGAGGACCUACCCUAUGGAGGAUGGGGUGGAGGGUCGAGCAAUCCAAGUGGUGCCAUUCCGGGUGCUUAUUAUGGUACUGGAAUCAACCCCAAUUAUGGUGACUUUGGACCGAACAGAAAUGAUGCCGACAGUAGUAUUCAUACACUAAAUUAUAAUCAAGGUUAUUCGUAUAACAGUGGUUUUGUUCCGCAAUGGAACCCACAUCAAUCAGAACAGAAUGAGCAUUGGUAUAAUUUACCGAACAAUAAUUAUAAUAAUCCGUUGCAAAGACCAUAUAGUAACUCUAAUAACAAUCGACCAUAUAAUCGUUAUCCACCUGGAAGUCAAGGUUGGUAUGCGACUGGUGGAAAUUAUUGGUAUAAUAAAGGACAAUAUAGUAUUCCACAUAUUUGGCUCUUGAUAUCGAGUAUUCUUAUGUCAAUUAUUUGUUAUUAUUGUCCAGUCGUUCAUCACAAAAAAGACGAUCUUCCCUAUGGAGGAUCGGGUGGAGGGUCGAGCAAUCCAAGUGGUGCCAUUCCGGGUGCUUAUUAUGGUACUGGAAUCAACCCCAAUUAUGGUGACUUUGGACCGAACAGAAAUGAUGCUGACGGUAGCAUUAAUACACUAAAUUAUAAUCAAGGUUAUUCGUAUAACAGUGGUCUUGUUCCGCAAUGGAAUCCACAGCAAUCAGAACAGAAUGAGCAUUGGUAUAAUUUACCGAACAAUAAUUAUAAUAAUCCGUUGCAAAGACCAUAUAGUAACUCUAAUAACAAUCGAUCAUAUAAUUGUUAUCCAUCUGGAAGUCAAGGUUGGUAUGUGACUGGUAGAGAUUAUUGGUAUAAUAAAGGACAAUAUAGUAUUCCACACAUUUGGCUCUUGAUAUCGAGUAUUCUUAUGUCAAUUAUUUGUAAAUAG